GGGCUACGACGCUCUCAAGAGUAUUAGGUGGACCGUACGUUCCAACGGCUGAAAGCGCCGGAGCCCAAUUUCUUCUGGCGUGUUCACCGAAGACAGAGCGGCAGGCAGUAGCAUCACAACUCUGCACCUCUCCCUCGUCGCUGUAAAAUUGAAGCCGCCAGCCCCGCAGGAGCAAAGAGACGGCGACCACGAUGGCCGCAGCGUACUUGGACGGCAGAAGAAGCCGGAGACGUCCAGGCUUGCACGGUCUACCACCUGCUGCGAGAAAAAUAACCCUGCGGGUCCCGCUGACCCUUGCCCUCCUCCUCUUGUUGGUAUUCCCGCAGAACAUUAGCGGCUUUGUUUUCCCUUCUCCCGGGAAACGUCUGCAUGCAUCUUUCUUUCCCUCCUCAUCCUCCUUCUUGGGCGGUGCGCCCGGACUUUUCACUCUUAACGCGACGCCACCGCCGUCGUCCGACCCGAAGCGACCCUCUCCUUCCUUUUCCUCCUCCUCCUCCCCCUCUUCCUCCCCUUCCUACCAAGACUUGAACCAGCUCCUCCUCGAGGUGGAAGCCAUGCAAAACCGGGCAUUUCGGGAGCUGGGUGUGCUGGGCCGACCCCUCCCGCCCGUGGUGUUGGAAAAACUCAAGGUGGAUGGACGGAUCGGAACGGCGCCCGAACGGGGCGCCCUUCAGAAGGCGGGGGACGUCGGACCAGGGGGCAGGGAGGGACAAAAAGCCAUGCUGGAGGCGUUGCGACUGCGGGCCAUGGCCAAAAAACUCCGUGCGGAGGCGGAUUUGGCGGAGGUGGAACUGGCGAACGAGAAAGUGAACGGGACGAUGCGGAACCUGUUGGCGGGUGUGGACGUGGGCCUAGCUCUGUUGAACGAGGCCAGGGGAGGGAUGGCGGGCGGGAGGGAAGAAGGGAGGGAGGGAGUGGAGGUAGCCAUGGAGGUGGCGCGUCAGGCCUUCGCGAGGGUGCUGGGGUUGGAAGUGCGGGCGCCGCCGCCCUUGUCGACCGUGGAGAGGAGGGCUACGGAAGUAGAUCAUGAUGAGGAGGACGGGAUGGACGGAGGGAGGUCGGAGGGGGGCAUGCGGAGGCCAAGUUGGGUGCGGGGAGAAGACAUGUGGGACGAGGACAUGCCGGAUCUGAGCAUCGGGGGGAGCGAAAGGGGGAGGGGGAAGAGGAGGGAGGCGGAAGGGGAGAGGGACGUGGAGGACUCGGCCUUGAU
Messenger RNA from Nannochloropsis gaditana CCMP526, 1210 nucleotides. RefSeq lists its product as uncharacterized. The annotation marks the transcript as partial. The record is from RefSeq and is a predicted model, not a curated record. The transcript has 2 exons.